Messenger RNA from Calypte anna (Anna's hummingbird), 1540 nucleotides. Its product is annotated as vegetative cell wall protein gp1-like. NCBI's taxonomy places the organism in Eukaryota, Metazoa, Chordata, Aves, Apodiformes, Trochilidae. The transcript has 2 exons. The record is from RefSeq and is a predicted model, not a curated record. Bases 76 to 1188 code for a protein of 370 amino acids.
CUCGGGCAGCCGGUCCUACUGGGCUCCGGGCGGUGCCGCAGCCCCGGCUCCGUGUGCCCUGGAGCUGUGCUCGGGAUGAGCGCACCCAGAUCCAGCCUCGCCCUCCAUCGCCACCCGCUUUCCAUGCCAAGGCGCCUCAAGUUCUCCGAGGAGGAGAAAUUCCUCAUCCUGGAGGAGGUCAGUCUCCGCAAGGACAUCUUGAUCCCUAGGAGCGGCCGGUACAAGAACACUCCGGCCCGGCAGCGCGCCUGGGAGGAGAUCGCAGCCGCCGUCAGCUCCCUCAGUCCCCUGGUCCAUCGCACGCCCGACGAGAUCCGCAGGAAGUGGGACAACAUGGUCAUCGACGCCCGCAGGGAGCUGGCCAUGCAGAAGCACCCGGUGCUCCGCCAGCGGCCCCAGAAGCAGCUCUCCCACAACAUCUUAGCCCUCUUCGACAAGCCUGGCCCAGGCCUGCCAGAGCCACCGCUCUCAGCCUCGACCUUCGGAGUGAGGGCAGCCAGCGACCCCUCCAGCCCCCCCACAAUGCUGGAGGUCACCCCGGACUUGCUCCUGCAUGGCCAGAGCAGCACUGCUGCCCCAGGCCGUGGGCUGCUCUGCCCCAUGGAGCCCUCACCAGCCUCCGGCCCCAUGCUGGAGAGCUGUCUCAGUGCAGCCAGCAAGGCACCCAACUCCAAGGAGCGCUUGCUCCCAACGGGACCCCAGGACAUCACGGAAAAGAGCCUUCCACCACCCAGCACUGCCCCCUCAGCACCCUGCCCACCCGCGGCAGUGGUGCUCCCGGCAGCAGCUCCCCCUCUCUCCUCAUCGCAGGACCGGGGUGCAGCGGGGAUGGUCCCGGUGCUGCCAGCCAGCUCCCCCGAGCCCCCCCGCGUCAAGUGCCCGCCAAGCCCGGUGCUGGCGUGGCCGCUUCUCGGUGCGACAGCGAGCCCGGCAUUACAGAGUGGGGGGACGGGCAGCUCCCCGGCCCCGGAGAUCAACGGCAGCACAUCAGUGCCGGAGGGGUCCCAGCCCUACCCGCGGGGCUGUGUCUGCGUGGCUGGGGAGAGGCUGGAGAAGCAGAGCCGGCUGCAGACGGAGGUCCUGGAGCUGCAGAAGGAGAUCCUGCAGUUGCAGAAGGAGAAAAUCAUGAUGGAGAAAGAGAAGCUGCUCCUGGAAAUUGUCAAACUCCGCAGGGAGCUGGGCACUUGACAGUCCCCUGCAGGCUUUGGGGCAGCCAAUGGCCAGAGUCCCCCUGCAGGGACCGGGACAGCCUGCUUUCCCCGGCACGGGCACUGGCUGCCCACCUGCAGCUAGGGUCCCACAGGAUGAUGCUGGGAUGGCAGUGGCCUGCACUGCCCUCUCCAUCCCAUCUCCUUUCCCGGACCCUGGGUUGUGCCCAGCUUGGGCUCCUUCAUGCCUGCUGCCCCAUUAAUAACCAUACUUCAGCAAUUCCCAUACUUUUAAUCUUUACAAGCAGCAUUUUCUUCCCAUUCUUUGCCAAAGUACUUAAUGGAAAACACAAGGAGUCAGCUCCAAGGGCAAGCAGCAAGCCUGUAGAAGA